AUGGAGUCGUUGAUGGGCGCUGGAUCGACGGACUCGAAAGAGGCGCCUCAGAUUGAGCUUGAUGCUCUCGAGUACUGGUUCUGCUUUUGCAUGGUCUGGGCUGUGGGCGGCUGCCUCGCUGAAGUCGACGGAGUUGACUAUCGAAAGCAAUUCAGUAACUGGUGGAAACAAGAAAUGAAGACGAUCAAAUUCCCCAGCAAGGGAACUGUAUUUGACUAUUUCGUCCAAGAUGCUCGCAUGGAGGAGUGGUCGAUUAUAGUGGACCCGUUGGAGUACUCAUCGGAGGUUCCUAUGAACCAGGUUACGGUACCAACCUCGGAGACGGUAGCGACCAGCUAUUUCAUGCAAGCUCUGAUGAAGGUCCAUCAACCAGUGAUGCUCAUUGGUCUAGCUGGAUGCGGCAAGACUGCGAUGUGCAACGGUCUGUUGCGGAAUCUCGAGCCUGACGUCUUCGCGUCGCAUAUGAUGAACAUGAACUACUACACUGACAGUAGUCUGCUACAAACGAUGAUGGAAAUACCCCUAGAGAAAAAGGCCGGAAGGCUCUUCGCUCCGCCGGGGAAACUUCAUUUGAUAUACUUCAUAGACGAUCUCAACAUGCCCGCGUUGGACCUCUAUAACACGCAAAGUGCCAUCGCUCUGCUGAGGCAAUGUCAGGACUAUAAGCAUAUAUAUGAUAGAACGAAAAUGACUUUGAAGGACAUAGGAAAUACUCAGUAUUUGGCGUGCAUGAAUCCUACUGCCGGCUCCUUUACGGUGAACCCGAGGUUGCAACGACACUUCUGGACAUGUGCAGUACCGUUCCCCGAGCAGAGCGCUUUGCAGACCAUCUAUUCUACGUAUAUGAGAGGCCACUUUGAAAGGCUCAAAUUCAAACCAGCG
Molecule: messenger RNA, 882 nt
Organism: Perkinsus marinus ATCC 50983
Lineage: Eukaryota; Perkinsozoa; Perkinsida; Perkinsidae
Product: axonemal dynein beta heavy chain 9, putative
Exons: 2
Biological process (GO): microtubule-based movement
Cellular component (GO): dynein complex
Molecular function (GO): dynein intermediate chain binding; dynein light intermediate chain binding; minus-end-directed microtubule motor activity
Source: RefSeq, a predicted model, not a curated record